GAGAAUGCACGGGUGCUUUUACACGGGAGUUUAGAGAGAAUGAAUUCGGAUCCCUCUUUCUGAGGUUUACAUGAAUAUUUAUACUAGGUCAAGGGGACAGGACCACGUGCGCCCACGUGGGGGCAUGCUGCCGAUGUGGUGCGAGGCGACGGAUGGGGUUUCUGUUGAUGCUGGAUCGCGUUGGUCUAGCUUGACAGUUGAAGGAAUCUGGCGGAUUGUUCGAAUUGUCGCGAUCAUGAGGCACCUUCUGAGUAAAAUCACAGUUUGGGAUAAGAACUCAAUCCUGCGAGUUGUAGCGGGGACUGUAGCAGGGUCUGGAGUAGUAUACUACUCCUCUGGUUACACUGAUUCUAGGUCUCUUGGAAACAACCUCUCUACUUAUGAUAAGGAUGCCCGUCUCAUAUCAGUUUCAAUUCCUAAGCCACUGCAGGACUCGAUCCGAUGGAAAUGGGGUAGUAUUAGGGACUUAUUCUACCCUUCAUAUCUCUCCCUGGGAACUUCACAAACUUGUAGGUUUCCAUUUGUUGUUUGUAGAACAAGUUCAGAUGAAGCAACAUCAUCUGAUGUAAAGAAAGAAACUUCUGCGGUAGUUGAUGGUGGUGCUGGUACGGCACAUUCCCGUACUAAUUGUCUUACCCGAGAUACCAUUGCCAAUGCAGCUGCCUGUGUUGGACCUGCCAUAGUCAAUUUGUCAGUUCAAAGGGAUUUCCAUGGAUUAACUGGAAAGAGUAUAGGAUCUGGCACUAUCAUUGAUAAAGAUGGAACAAUUUUAACUUGUGCCCACGUUGUGGUUAAUUCUCAAGGAUUAAGCUCUUUAACAAAUGGAAAGGUUGAUGUGACAUUACAAGAUGGACGGACUUUUGAAGGAAUAGUUGAAAAUGCUGAUUUACAUUCUGAUAUUGCAAUUGUAAAGAUAAAAUCGAAGACUCCACUUCCAUGUGCAAAGCUUGGCAGUUCAACUAAGCUUCGUCCUGGAGAUUGGGUGAUAGCCCUGGGUUGUCCCCUUUCCCUACAAAAUACAAUUACAGCAGGCAUUGUAAGUUGUGUAGAGCGUAAAAGUAGUGACUUAGGGUUGGGUGGUAUGAGGAGAGAGUAUUUACAGACCGACUGUGCUAUAAAUGCGGGUAAUUCCGGGGGACCUCUUGUAAAUGUUGACGGAGAAGUUGUGGGUGUUAAUUUUAUGAAAGUAUUGUCAGCUGAUGGUUUGGGAUUUUCUGUGCCAAUUGAUUCCGUUUCCAAGAUUAUUGAGCACUUCAGGAAAAAUGGGAGAGUUGUUAGACCUUGGUUGGGGUUAAAAAUGAUUGAUCUCAAUGAUAUGAUUGUUGCACAGCUCAAGGAAAAAGAUUCGAGAUUCCCUAAUGUCAAAAAAGGUGUCCUUGUACCCAUGGUGACUCCAGGUUCACCAGCCGAUGUUGCAGGGUUUCAUCCAGGCGAUGUCGUUAUAGAAUUUGAUGGAAAGUCUGUUGGGACCAUUAAGGAGAUAAUUGAGAUAAUGGGCGAUAGGGUUGGACAGCCAUUGACAGCAGUUGUGAAGAGAAGUAAUGGUAUUUCUCUAACAUUAACUGUUGUUCCAGAGGAAGCAAAUCCAAGCAUGUGAGCUUUCCCCCCCUUCAAUUCCUCAUGGGGUCAGCCCCAUGUUUGUUUUUGGAGAGAAUUGAUUCUUAGAGACUUCUCAACUCCUAGUAGUUUGUUGUAAGAUGAACCAGGCCUCCUUCCUAAUUUAAGUUGCUCGUUGAUGUUUACGCUACUUAACAAAAAAUAUUUUUGCUUUAAUUUUUUUUUAAAGCUAAGAACAUUGUAGUCCACAAUGGAGUUAAUAAAGACAAUAGCUGAGU
Molecule: messenger RNA, 1835 nt
Organism: Cuscuta campestris
Lineage: Eukaryota; Viridiplantae; Streptophyta; Magnoliopsida; Solanales; Convolvulaceae
Source: the annotation of a GenBank genome assembly